Molecule: messenger RNA, 1135 nt
Organism: Tripterygium wilfordii
Lineage: Eukaryota; Viridiplantae; Streptophyta; Magnoliopsida; Celastrales; Celastraceae
Product: PHD finger protein ALFIN-LIKE 4-like
Exons: 5
Coding region: 191-946 (251 amino acids)
Biological process (GO): regulation of DNA-templated transcription
Cellular component (GO): nucleus
Molecular function (GO): transcription cis-regulatory region binding; histone binding; transcription coregulator activity
Source: RefSeq, a predicted model, not a curated record
GGUAAGAGUCACCAAGGAAGUCCCAAUCAGUCUUUGUUCAACUCUAUCCCCUCUUUCUCUACUCCUGCGACUACUCUCAAGUCUCUGCUCGCUCUUCUCUCAGACCCCUUAUUUCCAUUAUUAGCCCUCGAGACCGUUACGUUUUCUGUUUCUUUCUUCGUCUUCAAAGUCUGCUACUCUCUGUACUGCCAUGGACGGCGGAGCACAGUACAACCCUCGUACCGUUGAAGAGGUUUUCAGAGACUUCAGGGGCCGCCGUGCUGGCAUCGUCAAAGCCUUGACUACUGAUGUUGAAGAAUUUUAUCGGCAGUGCAAUCCUGAUAAGGAAAACCUUUGCCUGUACGGAGUCCCAACUGAGCAAUGGGAAGUUAAUUUACCUGCCGAAGAAGUCCCUCCGGAGCUCCCGGAGCCUGCUUUAGGUAUUAACUUUGCUAGAGAUGGGAUGCAAGAAAACGAUUGGUUGUCUCUGGUUGCUGUUCACAGUGAUGCUUGGUUACUUGCUGUCGCCUUCUACUUUGGUGCUAGGUUUGGUUUCGAUAAAGCUGAUAGGAAAAAACUCUUCAACAUGAUAAAUGAGGUCCCUUCGAUAUUUGAGGUUGUGACUGGUAAUGUGAAGAAACAGUUGAAGGAGAAAUCGUCAGUUUCAAAUCACAGCAGCAUCAAAUCAAAGUCGAGCGCUAGAGGGCGAGGAUCUGAACCUGGCAAGUAUGCAAAGAUGCAGCUGAAGGAUGAUGACGAGGGAUUGGAUGAAGAAGAAGAUGAGGAGCAUGGGGAGACACUGUGUGGUGCUUGUGGGGAGAACUAUGCUUCAGAUGAGUUUUGGAUUUGUUGCGACAUUUGUGAGAAGUGGUUUCAUGGUAAAUGUGUGAAGAUUACUCCUGCAAGGGCGGAGCACAUUAAGCAAUACAAAUGCCCCUCUUGCAGCAACAAGAGAGCAAGACCUUGACAUAUGAGGGAAGAAAUGCAAUCCUCAGUUCCUCACCUCUUUGUAAUUCUUCGGUGGGUGAGUCCGCUAACUUGUUUAUCAGUCAGGUAGGUUUUCCAAAUUUUGCCAUGUUGGCAGAGCAUGUGUAUUGAUACUUCGUUAUUCAGCUGACUUGAUAUUUGGGAGAAAAAAAAUGUUGGUUGUUUGACA